CACCACACCACCUCGCUCUUCAUCCGACGACAAUGUCUGGGGUUUCUACUCCCCCCAGAACGCCCAAGCUGUCCGAAGGUGGUAGCAGUCGGCCUGGAUCCAAGCCAUCCACUCCAGGUCCCAAGAAACCAGCUACUCCAGCACCAUCACAGCCCCAGGAAGAAGAGGAUGAGGACGAUGACCAGCGCAUGGACGUCGCAUUCAUCCAGAGCUUUUCCGACAAAAUCCAAAGACUCCCUUCAGAGUUACUGGACGGCCUGGAGACUGCAAGAACCAAAAUCACAAUCCCGAAGCGAGGGGAGAAGGACUUUGAACCUCUAGAGGCUACGGUCAACCUGCAAGAGAUGAUGCUUCAGAAUAGUCGGCAGGCUCUUUUCGACGCGCUACAAGGGGUCCGUGGAGCUGCAAGCAAGUCGCUGUCGCAUGCGGUCGUCACACCCUCGUCACCCUUCCCUCAGCUCAUUGUAUCCCGAGGACACGUCUUGGACUCUGUGGGCAUCACAGUUCGACGUUCUGUCACGCAAGGCGAGCACACCAAGACGGUAUCCCGAGUUGAGUUGCUCCCAGAGGAAGCCAUGUACAUGGCCGAGAGAGGAACCCUCCAGAUUUGGAAUGGCCGUGACCCAGAGACGGAGGAAGACAGGCAGCAAGGCGUUGGAGAAUGGUGUGACAAAGAGUUUGGAGUCAAAGGCGCCGUGGAGAUGAGCGUUAUGGAGGUGUUUGGGGCGUUCAUGGGCAAGGAGGCCCUGACAUGGCAGCGAUAUCAGGUAUGUUUGUCACCUAGGCGAGUGCACAGGCUGAUGUUGAACAACUAGGCGUAUACCGUGCUCAAGCGUCUCGGAUACACCGUUCAGCGGACACGCGCAUUCAUCCCCGAGCACUUCCUUCCUCAACAGGAGCCGCCAAGGCUAUCGUUCACGGGGUCCGUCCUAGCUCUACUGCGGUCGGCAUACGAUGGCCUGAAGGCCCUCUUUUCUCGGUUGUUGGGCAAGCUGAAGGUCUCGUUACGGCGUCUUUCGAGCGUCGGACUCGGGGUCAAGUCCCUCUGGAACAAUCCACUCAGAGGAACUGCCCUUCGCUCGUGGUCUGGGGACUCUUACGGGUCAAUUUACUCUGAGCUGCGAUUCAUUCCAAGCGGCCACAGCAACCCCACUCCCCCGCCAAUCUCAUCUGGCCCGGCCACCUCCAUCUAUGAUGCUCUCGAGCGCAACCCAUACUUGCCCUUCUUCCACGUUUGGAAACCCGUCACAGCGUGGAGCAAGGCAAAGUGGGACCGCGGCAGUGCCGAGGGUUUGGCCAAGCAGAAACCAGACUACAUCCUGGCUGUCGUCGAGUGAGGCGGGAGAAUCGUCGCCAUGUCUGGCUGCUGACACCACUUGUCCAGGUCACGAGACACCCCGCUACCCACUCUGACCCAGCUCAGCGAAGUCUUCGACCUGCUGCCCGACGAGCCAACGACGCAACCUAAACGUGUCGGCCCCCAGUACGCAAACCGCCCGGCCCCUCGCUCUACUCCCCAGCCUUCCGCCCAGUCUCGAUUCCAGCAGUGGCUAGGCUGGGUGUGCUGGUGGAAGGCGGCGCCAUCAAGUCCACAAGGCAACGCCAUGCACGCAAUGCGCAACGGUGACCGAGGCCUAAUCGUUGCGGUCAAUGACUCGGGUAACACUGGAUGGGUCCGCUUUGGACGAACGGGCUUCGAGAACUAUCCCAUGGUUUGAAACUAUGUAUGCACGACACCGUCACCUGGCAAUCAUCAGUCAGCCUCUUCAAGUAUCAUCAUAUGUGUCACAUGCA
Messenger RNA from Vanrija pseudolonga, 1794 nucleotides. Its product is annotated as putative tRNA-splicing endonuclease subunit sen54. The transcript has 4 exons. The coding region runs from base 33 to 815 and encodes 260 amino acids. The record is from RefSeq and is a predicted model, not a curated record. Gene Ontology annotation, biological process: tRNA-type intron splice site recognition and cleavage. NCBI's taxonomy places the organism in Eukaryota, Fungi, Basidiomycota, Tremellomycetes, Trichosporonales, Trichosporonaceae. Gene Ontology annotation, cellular component: tRNA-intron endonuclease complex.